CCCAAGAACUCGACAACCACGAAAUCAACCGUCAUAAGGCUACAGACACUGCCAGCCAUUUCCUGCCUCUAAAAGAAACACUCUUUUUAGCAUUUUAAGGCAAACACGAGCAGGCUUUGUGCUUUUAUAUUUUACUAUAUUUUUUAUAAAGAUAUAGGCUUCAUUUUUCUUAACAAGAAGGACAGAAAAUGUCUUACUCCGCGCAGGAGAGAAGGUCUGGCGUUCAGCUGGUGAGCGCGCUGCUGCUAAUGCUCUCGCUCUCCGGUUGUUCAAGCAUGGACGUAAUUGUGGCCAGUAGCAUUAAUGCACUAAAUGGAACAACGGUAAAAAUCUCUUGUGUGUUCACUUCCUGCUAUAAGAUGGAUGUUACAAAGUUUGCCAUGAAUUGGACCUACCAAGAAACACUCAACGAUACACAGGAACUGUUUAUGACAUACUAUAAGAAAAGGGGAAUGGUGCCUCUUCGAUCAGAACGGUUCGGAGAAAGGGUCAUGUUUGCUGGGAACCUGGAUAAGAAUGACCUGUCAAUCACUCUAUCAAAUGUUCAACUGGAGGAUGAGGGUAUUUACAACUGCUAUGUGAGAAACCCCCCAGACCGCAUCCAGGGACAUGGUAUCAUACAGCUUAAUGUUGUCACAGAACUCCCACCUCCAAGGGAUUCAACCAUUGCGGUUGCCAUUGGGGCUUCUGUGGGAGGAGCAUUAGCACUGCUGAUCCUUUCCAUGGUGGUUGUGAAAUGUCUCCGUCGACACAGGAAACAGGAACUCAUUUCAGAGGAAAAAAUGGAGGAGGAGGGGAAACUGGAGGCUGAAGGUGUUGCAGAAGAAGGAACCAAGCAACCAUAAUGGAUCAUGUGGUUAAACCAGAAGCCUGUGGAGCUCCCAAAACCCUGGCAUAUCCAUCCCUUCUUGAGGAUCUAUAGUAAUCACA
Messenger RNA from Neolamprologus brichardi, 930 nucleotides. It is a transcript of the gene scn2b, whose product is annotated as sodium channel, voltage-gated, type II, beta. Gene Ontology annotation, cellular component: plasma membrane. Lineage: Eukaryota; Metazoa; Chordata; Actinopteri; Cichliformes; Cichlidae. The record is from RefSeq and is a predicted model, not a curated record.